CUGCUCAAGUAAAGAAAACCAGCUAGACAGGAAAAAAAAUAGGGAACACAAGUGCGUCGUGGUGGUGCUGGCGGUUUUGAGUUUUGACCCACCAUUCCCGCAUUCCUUCUCUUCUGCAGUGGCGGCAGCGGCAGCCAGGAAACGCAAACGAGGAAGAGGAGCGGUCGAUUCCCAAUCUUUAUACGAUUGAUUCUUUACCAAUUGUAUCGCCAUUCCUUCCUGUUCAUUGGGCGUGGGGUUUCAACCUAAUAAAUCGGUCCUUUUCCGCGCAACUAGUGGGGAGUGGAGCCGCUGAGAAAUAGCACCCCUUUUCCUGCCCCAAGAUGCCUGUUUCCGCUUCUUUUCCACGCCACACCUUUUGAAAAUCCUUCGCCGUCAGCUCCCCUUUUGCAGCACUAGUUGUUUCUCAGCCUGCUUGGAGUUUGGAGGGGGCAGAGAACACCAUCCUGUCGAUUCAAGAAAAAGGCUGAGCCGAUGGGCAGUAAGAGCGGCGUGCGACUGCAAUGCGCCGAGGCCAAAUCGGCGACGGAUUGGAGCUGCUGCUUCCUGGCCCUGCCACCGGCAGCACCAUCCGGUGUUGAUGGCGAUGGCGGGUUUAACCUCUCGUGGAACCUCCGCAAGUCCUUCCACCCGCCGGCGGGACUCUUCGCCAGCAUGGGCCAGCAGGUUGGGGUUGGGUUCCCGGGGACUUCUUCUAGGUCCCCGUCGCCGGAGACACCUCGGGAUCCGUACAUGAAGUACGUCUCGCCGGAGGUUGUCGAGACACCUCCGUCGGGGGAAGGGGUGGCGUUGAGGGACAAGGGGAAGAAGAAAGCCGUGAAGCUCAGGAUUAAGGUUGUGAAUCAUCACCUCAAGAGGCUGAUCAGUGGAGCACUCGCAGGCACAGUGUCAAGAACUGCUGUUGCACCUUUGGAGACGAUCAGAACGCAUUUGAUGGUUGGGAGUAAUGGGAAUUCGUCGACGGAGGUGUUCCAGUCUAUCAUGAAGCAUGAGGGAUGGACUGGGUUGUUCCGUGGUAACUUUGUUAAUGUCAUCCGGGUAGCCCCAAGCAAGGCAAUCGAGCUUUUUGCUUUCGAUACAGCUAACAAGUUCUUGACCCCCAAAUCUGGGGAGGAACGGAAGAUCCCAGUCCCUCCUUCACUAGUGGCUGGGGCAUUUGCAGGUGUUAGCUCAACACUGUGUACAUACCCUCUGGAAUUGAUUAAGACACGGUUAACUAUACAGAGAGGGGUGUAUGACAAUUUCCUUGACGCGUUUGUCAAGAUCGUCCGCGACGAAGGGCCUACUGAACUCUACCGAGGCUUAACCCCAAGUCUGAUUGGAGUGGUGCCAUAUGCUGCAACCAACUACUUCGCCUAUGACACCCUGAAGAAGGUGUACAAGAAGAUGUUCAAGACAAAUGAGAUUGGCAAUGUCCCAACGCUGCUCAUCGGGUCUGCUGCAGGAGCUAUCUCAAGCUCAGCGACAUUCCCUCUUGAGGUUGCACGGAAGCACAUGCAAGUUGGAGCUGUUGGUGGCAGGAAGGUUUACAAGAACAUGCUCCAUGCCCUCCUAAGCAUUCUUGAGGAUGAAGGGGUUGGGGGCCUCUACAAAGGGUUGGGGCCAAGCUGCAUGAAGUUGAUGCCUGCUGCUGGGAUUUCCUUUAUGUGCUACGAGGCUUGCAAGAAGAUUCUGAUCGAAGAAGAGGAUGAGUGAAGUGUGUGCGGAUGCAUUGCGUCAUUAGAACUCAGUUUUGCGACAUCCUGAAUUCCUGAUAGCAGGCAGCUUCUUUCGGUAUUUCUUUGAGUCGACUGGUGCUGGAGUUGGUUGAAACUCAAGACUGAGGUUACUGCUGCAGUCAGCAUAAGUUCUUUUUUUUUGAUGAGUCGACCAAGGGGGGAGAGGCCCCCACCAGAUCCACUGCAUUAUGUAGCUCUUCGAGUUCAAAGUACACGCCAAGCACAUAUUCUUAACCCCCACUUUGCACCCAGUUUGAUCUUAUAAAUUCACCUGUUUUUUUCCAGAUUUAAACUUUUACUUUUGGGUACAAGUUGUGUUGUCGAAACUCAUGACUGCGAUGUGUGAAAACGUUCAGAUGCCAUAGGCAAUCAUAAUUCACAAGUGGCAAAGCUGCA
Zea mays is the source of this 2114-nucleotide messenger RNA. Its product is annotated as Adenine nucleotide transporter BT1 chloroplastic/mitochondrial. NCBI's taxonomy places the organism in Eukaryota, Viridiplantae, Streptophyta, Magnoliopsida, Poales, Poaceae. Gene Ontology annotation, biological process: transmembrane transport. The coding region runs from base 475 to 1695 and encodes 406 amino acids. The transcript is spliced from 4 exons. The record is from RefSeq and is a predicted model, not a curated record.